This is a messenger RNA of Salvia hispanica, 989 nucleotides long. Its product is annotated as protein-S-isoprenylcysteine O-methyltransferase B-like. Lineage: Eukaryota; Viridiplantae; Streptophyta; Magnoliopsida; Lamiales; Lamiaceae. Gene Ontology annotation, biological process: C-terminal protein methylation. Gene Ontology annotation, cellular component: endoplasmic reticulum; membrane. Gene Ontology annotation, molecular function: protein C-terminal S-isoprenylcysteine carboxyl O-methyltransferase activity. The record is from RefSeq and is a predicted model, not a curated record.
AUAUGAGUAAAAUUCAGCCUUCACCUGUGAGCUUUGAUGCUUUGAUUUGAGAUAAAUCGGCCGAGUCAAAGUUCGUAUCCGCCGCGGCAGCAAUCAUCUCCGCCUCCGUGCCGCCGCCGCGCCCAUGGCUUCACCGAAAUCAGGGAUGUCAUUUAUAGUGCCUUUAUUGAAUAACGUGGAGCCCCGCGUUUCAUCACUAAUAUAUUGCUUCUCUACAAUCACUUCAGAGAUCUUCAGCUUCACGGCAUCCAGACAGUUAUUGCAAUUUUUCUCUGCCAUAUUCCUUUUCCAUGGUUCUGAAUAUCUCCUAGCAGUCUUCUUUCACGGGAAAAACAGUGUAACUCUAGGGUCUCUUUUAAUCAGCAAAAACUAUGUUGUGGCCAUGGUUGGCUCCCUGGUGGAGUACUUAGUUGAAGUUUAUUUCUUCCCCGGGAUGAAAGAACACCGGUUUAUAAGCAACACAGGUCUUGCCUUGGUAGUUGUUGGUGAACUAAUGCGCAAGUUGGCUAUUAUAACUGCUGGAAGGUCCUUCACUCAUUUUAUACGGAGAUCUCGUGAGCAAGAUCAUGUAUUGAUCACUCAUGGAGUCUAUAAGUACAUCCGGCAUCCAAGUUAUUGUGGCUUCCUUAUAUGGUCCGUUGGUACCCAGGUAAUGCUGUGUAAUCCAGUAUGUACACUUGGAUUUGCAGCAGUCGUGUGGCGUUUUUUCCAGCUGAGGAUACGAUAUGAGGAGUAUUUCUUGACACAGAUUUUUGGUUCUCGUUACGUGGAAUAUGCUAGACGGACGACUUCUGGGAUCCCAUUUGUAAAGUGAUGAAUGAACUUACCCUCUAAUUGAUCGCUUGCCUGUAGUUGUGUUCUAACUUAUAAGGCGUUUGAAUACUUUUGAGUUGCAUUCAAUAUGAUCUGAUUAUUAGUAAAUCAGUAAUUGCUGUGUAAUGCCAUUGCAUCUUUGACUGUUAGCUCUUUUUUGGUCACUUGUUUGAUAA